This is a messenger RNA of Cladocopium goreaui, 2181 nucleotides long. The record is from the annotation of a GenBank genome assembly. NCBI's taxonomy places the organism in Eukaryota, Dinophyceae, Suessiales, Symbiodiniaceae.
AUGGAUUGCCCUACCCCCCCUUGGCAAACCACAGCUCAACAGCUCCUUGAAGCCCCAAACACGGAUAUGCCUGAAGAGGUGCGCCUCUCCCUUCAAAAAGCAUUGCAAGCAGAACAAGCCAAACAGCAAGAAACCAAAGAACCCACAAAGGCUGAAGCCACAGAACGCUUCCAGAAGGCAACCUCCCAGCUCAAGAAGGCAGGGCAGGCAAAGGCUCAAGCAGAGCAGCGCCUGGCCAAGGCCAAAGAACAGGUGGCACAGCUUGAGAACAAGCUGCAGGAUGCCACUGAAGGGCGCACAGCUGCAGAGACAGAAGUGGAAGAAAGUUCAAAGGUCUACUGGAAGUAUGCCUUGGGACUUCCAAAGGAUGCAGAGGAUUUGGCUGAAGGCCAUGCCAUACAGGGUGAUGAGAACCUCAUCCACCUCAUCUUGGCAGAUAUGGGGUCAAAGCUGCGACCUGAGCAGCAACAGCGGCUCCUCGACAUGGCAGGAGGGUUGCGUGACCAGAAGCGUAGGAAAACUGAUGAGGCCAUGCCCCUGGCGCCAGACGGUGCCAAGGUUGAAGCCAACCAGGAGCAGAUGAAGGCAUGGGGCCUGGAAGGCAAUUUCGUCCCGGCGGAAGCCACUGGGAGAGGAGGCAAUACAGGUGGUCAGUUUGUUGCUGCUGCUCGCCCCUUGGGGGGGGGCAUCAAACAACUGGCUGAUGGACUGCCAUGGAUGGUAGUUGGCGAUUGGAAUUCUGAUCCUGCCGUUGUUGGGGAAUCAGCUUUUCUGCGGUCGCUGUCAGGCAUUGUUGUGGAUACCGGCGAGGCAACUUUUGCCACCACCGCCAGCAAUUUAGAUUUUGUGGUUGCCCAUAGGUCUUUGGCUGGUUUAAUGACUGUGCAAGCAGUGUGGGAUGUCCCGUGGAGGCCUCAUGCGGCUUUGGUUGUCACGAUUUCUUGGAGUUGUUUGCAUUUGGAGAUGCCCAAACUUCGGGUCUAUAAGGACAUACCCAUGCUUGCCGGCCCACGUUUGCCCUGGAGUGCUUUUGGACCUAGGGAUGUGCAGUUACGAAAUGAGCUGGCCUGUCCGAGACAGCCGCUUUCUGAUCCGACCUUGUCCCAAAUUUUUGGCAAUUGGAUGGCGCAAGCUGAAGGUUGGUUGAAGUCUGUUGAAACAGACAUUGAUAACUCUGACCUUGGAAGGGGAGUACAUGUGGCCAUUGAAAUGAAGCCUUUGGCAAUGCCUUUUGUUUUUGACGUUGGUUUGCAAAAACAUUGGUCCUUGAAGCAAUUAAUCCGCGUUAAAGCUGAGGAAUGGCAAGGUAUUGUGCAUAACAUGGUUCAAGGUAGUGGAAAAGCUGCGUUUGCUUUUAUCAGGGCUGAUGAAGCCGUUGAAGCCCGGCCUUUCCAGGAUUUGCCUGUUUCUGAGCGUCCUCAUGCUCGCAGAAAUUAUUGGAAGGCUAGAUGGGGCGAGGCUGAGGCAGAUUGUGCUUGGCCUAGCUUAGGAAUUCUUCAGGAUUUGGCGGCUAAGCAGGCUGGUGAUUUGAAACCUAUCUCCACGGCUCAAAUUGUUGAAACUCUCAAGUACACCCCGAACAAAAAAGGGGGCCCGGAUGGUUGUACUUUCCGGAUGUUAAAAAUGUUGCCUACUGAAGCUUUGAGUGGUUUGGUGUAUAUUUUGCACCAAGUCGAGGCGCGUCUUCGUUGGCCGGAGCAGUUCUUGCUUGUGCAUGUUGCUUGUUUGCCCAAAAACUUGGAUUGUGAGCGACCGAUUUGUUUGACCCAUGUGUUGUACCGCUUGUGGUGUAAAAUGAGAAAGCCUUUGGUGGAUCAAUGGCUUAUGGCUGAUAAGGAAUUGGCCUUUUGGGAUCAGGCCGUCAAAGGUUCUACAUGCCUGCAAGUGGCUUUGCUUCGGCUUUGUAAAGCUGAAGUGUCCAAAAAACUUGGCCUGAAACAAAUCAGUUUGCUCUUUUAUCUCACUUGCUUUUAUGAUUUAGUGGAUCAUGAGUUGUUGGCGCAGGAUGCCUUGUCCUUGGGUUUCCCUCCUCUGGUAUUGUUCCGGUGCCUGCAGGUGCACAAAGGCCCGCGCAUUUUGCACGCUCUGGAUCAAACCAGUGCGCCCAUCCACCCAGAAAGGGGAUUAUUGCAGGGUGUCCCUUUGGUGUGGUCUUUGCUAAAGUUGUGCUCUGGACGCUGA